GCCGGGAUUCGGUUCACAGUCCAAGUUCGUACCGUGUCAGGUGAAGAUGAUGAUCCGCUCACUCAAUUAACGACUCGCACCUUCGCCACCGCGCUACGUCAUAAGUGCAAUACUCUACUCGGUUUCUAUCUAGUCCAUUUCAUUUCAAUUCAUUCCAUUUCGAUACGAUUCGAUUUCGAUUUGGCAAUCGUCUGGAGGUAAACAGGCAUAAAUUGGACGCUCUACAGUAAACAAAGGCACUAGUCGGAGCGAAAAAAAGAUCGCCAGUCGAGAAUGUCUCUUCGAAUGGCGCAGUUCUGCAUUUUGGGGAUCCUCCUCAUCCUCUCGGUGGCGCGCAGUUCGUGGGGAAUUCACGAGGAGACCCAUUACCCGUGUGCCUUCAUCGAUACGGCAAAUAUUACAGGGAGCUACGGUUUGGACGGUCCCUAUGUGCACAACUGGACAGUGAUUCCCCGCCACUUUGUGGCCGUUUACGACUUUGUCAUCGAGAAUGGCAUUCGGAUUCCGGCACCGAGACACUUGAGGGGUUGCAUCUGCAAGACGAAACCCUGUGUGCGAAUUUGCUGUCAGGAGGGUGAGAUCUACGAUCUGGAGAGGAGACAGUGCUUGGUACCAACCAGCCAGGUGGCAGGUCCUCCCUCGCAGAGCCACAUGGAGGUGGAGUUGAACAACGGCAGUCUGCGGGAUGUGGAACUGUUGCCGCGCUUCAGCGUCCAUGUAGAAACGCCAUGUGAGCACAUGAAGGCAGUCACCAAGGGAUCGGAGUACGUUCACUGGACACUCCACGAGAACGGAACCAUCAGCCAUCGGGGUCACAUAUUCUCCAAGCACUACUGCUUCACCCCGCUGCUCCAUGGGAACUCCACCUGGGAGUGGCAACCCCUGGCCUGCGCCCCAGAAAAGCUUAAUUUUGUUCUCGGGGUGCGGGAAUGGACCUACGCCAUAUGCCUCUUGAUCGCGAUACUAUCCAUGUUUAUUGUGCUGAUCGUGUACCUUUUGUGCUCGGAGAUGCGCAACAGUUUCUACGGUGUGGCCAUAAAGGCGUACGCCAUCUGUAUGAUCGUGGGAUAUGCCCUGUUGGCCUAUCUGACUCUCCACAACCCGGCGAAUAUCUCGAAUGCAGUUUGUCGUAUUCUGCCCAGCUUGACGCUAAUGUUCUUGGUCCUAUCUUUCUACAUACUGAGCUUCAUUGCGUUUAAGCUUUACCUAAGCUUCCAUGGCGUGGUCUUUACGAAACUGAUGUUCUGGCUCAUCUUCAUGCCCAUCGUAAUAAUCGCCGUGGGUUGGUCCUGUUUUGUCAGCUUUAGUUAUUACGGUUCUCGGCUGAUCUUCGGAGGUGAUACUUGCUGGUUUGAUCCUCGCAAUUGGUCCAUUAUGAUCUACCUAUACGCUCCCGUUUUUGUGGCCUGUGCCAUCAGUGGAUUCUUCUAUAUCCUCACCCUGAUCUACAUUAGUGAGCAGCCGAUAAUCGAGACCGAGAAGAGCUUCGAGUCCAUUGAGAAGAAUCGCUUUAGGUCCUUUUGGAAGUACGUCGGUUACACGGCACUCGUGUGGCUCGUUUGCAUCUGUUCCUUUGCAUUUAACUACUACCGGGAGAAUCGAUCUCAUCUCAAUUACGCCGUAAGUUUCUCCAUGGCCUUCCAUGGCUUUGCGGCCCUCUACGCCCUUAUUGGAAAGAAUCAGCAGAUCCAGAACUUCCUGAGGCGAAUAGAUAAUGAGGAGGACACCUGCGAGAACUCGGUCCCUUUGUCAAGUUUCGCUUGAAAUUUCGAAAUUUGAUUUGAGCAGACAGUUUUGUGGCCACUGUACAGUUUUAGUGCAACUAAAAGCAAUUAGUCGUGACGGCAACCUCUGAGCAAUGGCUGUCAGCGUAGACACA
Molecule: messenger RNA, 1879 nt
Organism: Drosophila subpulchrella
Lineage: Eukaryota; Metazoa; Arthropoda; Insecta; Diptera; Drosophilidae
Product: probable G-protein coupled receptor Mth-like 8
Exons: 6
Coding region: 274-1764 (496 amino acids)
Molecular function (GO): G protein-coupled receptor activity
Source: RefSeq, a predicted model, not a curated record